Perca fluviatilis (European perch) is the source of this 745-nucleotide messenger RNA. It is a transcript of the gene ltc4s, whose product is annotated as leukotriene C4 synthase. NCBI's taxonomy places the organism in Eukaryota, Metazoa, Chordata, Actinopteri, Perciformes, Percidae. Gene Ontology annotation, molecular function: leukotriene-C4 synthase activity; glutathione transferase activity; glutathione peroxidase activity. The record is from RefSeq and is a predicted model, not a curated record. The coding region runs from base 108 to 560 and encodes 150 amino acids. Gene Ontology annotation, cellular component: endoplasmic reticulum; membrane; nuclear envelope. Gene Ontology annotation, biological process: leukotriene biosynthetic process. The transcript is spliced from 5 exons.
UGUGUAGGUGUGUGUGUGUGUGUGUGUGUGUCCCUGUAUAUUCUCUUCAGUGCUUCAGGACUGUUUCAGUCUCACCUGUGGCUCUGCGUCGUCGUCUGGCUGCAGAGAUGUCGGAGGACGCGGUCGGCCUCGCCGCGGUGACCGUGCUGGCCGUCCUGGAACAAGCCUAUUUCUCUCUGCAGGUGAUCUAUGCCAGGAGGAAGUAUUCGGUGUCUCCCCCCGCCACCACGGGCCCCCCAGAGUUUGAGAGGAUCUUCAGAGCUCAAGCCAACUGUUCGGAGUAUUUCCCGAUCUUCAUCACCGUCCUGUGGACGUCCGGACUCUUCUUCAGUCAAGGUGCGUCUUCAGUCUGUGGUCUGCUCUAUCUGUACGGACGCUUCCGGUACUUCCGCGGAUAUUCACAGUCGGCACAGGGACGUCUGGCUCCGCUGUAUUUCAGCGCCCAGGUUCUCUGGGUUCUGAUCGGGUUCUCGUGUGUCGGUGUGCUGCUGGCGUUCUGCAGAGUUUACCUGGCGCUGGAGCUGAUUGGCCGGCUCACCGCGGCGCUCGGACUCGCCUGAGGACAGAGGAGAGAGAAUACGAGACUUUCACAUUUCAUUUGUGAUGAUAAAAAUAUUAAAUUAUCAUUCCUGUUAUAUUUAAUUUCUCCUCAAAACUUGAUUUAAUUGCCUGUUUUUCUGCGAGGAGUUUGGUCUGAUCAUUGACUGUUUUAACAACGAUUAAAUAAAGAAAUGCUCUAUUACAA